UGCAAUGCACUGUGGCAAGGCUCUGGAGAAGCAUGUUUUGGGGGGAAGGCUGCUAGCUCUUCUGUCACUUCAGAGGUGACUUUGCAGAAAGUGCAUACCAGGCACUGGAGGUCAGGAGAGGAAGAAACUUGUCCUCACCCUGCCCGACUCCAUGCUAGUGUCGAGAGACCUUGCAGCUGUACAGCACCGUGCACAUUGCCCUGGGGUAGCCAUUGGCAGUUCUGAUCAGACCCCUCUCUGCAGUGGUUUCUAAGGCAGCCUAAACCUGCAGCGGGUAAACUGGAUUAUCUGUGAGGAGCAGCACUAAUCACGGCGUUUCAUCUGUAUGAAACAGACUUCAACUCUGGGCUGGGGCUGGGGAAGCAACACACGAACGUCGCUGUUCAAACCUGUGGGUUUUAACCCCAUCUGAAGCAAAUCCCAAAAGGGCUGGAGCAUCCCAGAUGAUCCAGGCUCACUCAGUUCCCCCCAGUUCCCGGACCUUGGACAGGCCUGGAUGGGGUGAGUUGGGCUGCAGCAGGAGUGCGGAGACCAGGUCUGUGCCCCACUCCCCGGGCCCAUGUCAGUCUGCGGCAGGAGUGGGGAGCACUGAUUUGUGCUCUGCUCCCCGGGUCUGGGCUGACGUGAAGUAGGAGUGGGGAGCACUGAUUUAUGCUCUGCUCCCCGGGUUCGGGCUGGCAUGAAGCAGGAGUGGGGAGCAUUGAUUUAUGCCCCGCUCUGUGGGGACCCCGGGUGGGAGCGCUCCUCGCUGCUGCCUUAAAAGGGGCCUGUCAGCUGGAGAGGAGGGGAAAGAUGUCCAGGAGCGCCUCCAUCGCCGGCUCCGCAUUUCCAGGGGAAGGGCUACAACAAUAACAACAACAACAAAAUCCCUCUAAACGGCUUCGCUCGCUUUCAGCCUCUCGCUUGCCCGGUCUCCCCGCAGCUACAGGAGCCUCUCCGGUUACAGCCACUUUCGAGCGCUGCUCCCGGGCAGAUAACGCAGCGAGUUUCAGCAAUGCCAUGAGCAGAAAGACACCAGCGAGCACACGAGCUGGCAAUAAGGACCAGACAGAAAAGUGCAUCUCCACCUCCAAGGAUUUCCUACCGCUAAGAGGGGGAGAAGAGGGGAAGAAAGCAGGAAGCGACAACUUUACCGGGGGAGAAGAGUGGGGGAAUAAGCGGGGGAGCCCGUGUGCCUGUCUCCUGCCAUACACGCGAAGCUAUGAAGCAGGGACAGAGGCAGAGCGAGCUCGUUCCGGCAGGGUUGGGAUCUGAGCUAGCACAAAUAGCUCCCUGUCGGACUCUUCCCGGGUUCCUGCCGUGUCCUGUCCCUUCUCCCUGCUGCGAGGGAGAAGAUCCGGAGCUAAAAGCCCAUCCGCGAUGAGCCACAUUUACAGCAGCCACCUCUCGCCCAUGGGCAGCUCCUCCAUGGUGUAUCUCCCCGCGGCGCUGGGCUUCGCCUCCAGCAGCGUGCUCUCCCGGCAGGACCCCCCGCAGAAGCCCCCGUACAGCUACAUCGCCCUCAUCGCCAUGGCCAUCAAGGAGGCUCCGGAGCAGAAGGUGACGCUCAGCGGCAUCUACCAGUUCAUCAUGGACCGCUUCCCCUUCUACCACGACAACAAGCAGGGCUGGCAGAACAGCAUCCGCCACAACCUCUCGCUCAACGACUGCUUCAUCAAGGUGCCCCGGGAGAAAGGCCGACCCGGCAAGGGCAGCUACUGGACCCUGGACCCCCGGUGCCUGGACAUGUUCGAGAACGGCAAUUACCGGCGGAGGAAGAGGAAGCCCAAAGCGGCGGGGGCGCCGGAGGCGCGGGGCGGCGCGGCCCCCGAGGAGGGCCGGCGGCAGGGACCGGGCGGUCGCCCCGCGGAGCCCAAGCGGCUCCGGGGCAGCCCGGACGGGCAGAGCCCGGCGCCGGACUCGGGCUCGGAGAGCAGGGGCGGCGGCGGGCGCUGGCGGGGGGCGGCGGGCGCUGGCGAGGAGCCGGCGGCGGCCGGGGACCGGCAGCGCUGCGGCGGGGAGCCGGCCCCCGCCGAGAGCCGCCCGCCGCCCGCCGCCGCCGCCGCCGCCCCGGGGGGGCCCCCGGGCGGGCCGCCCCCCGCCGCCGCCGCCGCCCCGCCGCACAAGGGCGCCCCGCGCUGCCGCAGCUUCAGCAUCGAGAGCAUCCUCGCUCAGGGGCUGCGGCAGCCGCCCCCCGGGGCCGCCCCCAAGGCGGCUCUCGAGAGCCCCGUCGGCUGCUUCGGCGGCUCCCUCGUCGCCGGCGGCAGCUUCGGGCCGGCUUUCAACGCCUCCCUCAUGCUCGACUCCCAGGUGCACGGGAGGCUUUAUCACAUCGGCAUCCCCUUCCUCUCCUGCCUCCCUCUCCACUUCUCCGAGACGGUAUUUAAUUUCCAGUAGUUCCCCCAUAACUCUGCUCCCCGCCCCCCCCCCCUCCAGUCUAGUCGCUGCUCCCGGCCCGGGGGCAGGACGGAGGGAGAGACCGGACUCAGACCUCACCAAGCGGGUAAAGACCAAAACGUGAUGUUAAAGGUGACUCAGGAUUUCAGGGCAUUUUCAAGGCACGUCUUGCUGCGGAGCUAUCCUUAGCGAUUGCCUCCCCUGCCAGAUCGACUUUUAAAGGUAAAACGGUUUUCUUUCCACGUCGGCGAUGGAGAAGCGGAGACAGGCGGUGGGGCUCCCGCGCUCGCGUCCGUUCGGCAGCUUCAGUCUUUGCAUCCGUCAGGUUUUUCAGACCUGCUCACUGCCGAGCCCCCAGCCUCUCCGGUUUUCUCCCCUUUUCCUUAGAAAACCAAACCCGCCCCUUUUAUCCCCCGGGGAGGGGGCUGUGUUUGGUCCUGUCACUAAUACCCACCGGUGCCUGCACGCAAAUACUUCCUGCGAUGUUGCCUUCCAGUCCUCGGAGUGGCUCAAAGGCAGGUAAACGGAAUCAACGGAGCUAAAAUAAGGACGGAUGAAAUAAAGCAGUCUCCCGUGCAGUCACGCUUGCUUUGACCUAGCACUACAUACAGUUCACGGCGUUAAUGCAAGCUGGUUUCCUGCCUGGCACUUGUGCUUCUGGAGUAUCGCGACAGCGUUUCUGUCUUGCUGGUGCAGCUAAGCAGAGAGGGAGACGGACAAACACACUCGUCGUGAAUGGGAGAAGCUGCCCAUUUACGUGUCUUGCUGGGAUCAGUUACUUCUUACCAAAAAAGACUGAACCAGGGUCGUGGAAGCUGAUCCUGGUGUUUUGGUGUAGCUAUGUUAGCAACCAAGACAACUACUAGAAAAAAAAAAAAAAAAAAAAAAAAGAACUGAAAGAACUGAACUGUUUCUCAUUUUUUUCUUUUUUCUUAAAGAAGGAAGAAUCCAGACACAUUAUAAGCAAUCAGGAAUAUUUCUUAUUUUUGCCAUAAAUAGAGACUUUUUGUAUAUUAGCGGAUAAAUGUCAUUUGGGAAAAAAGAUCUAUAUUCUCAAUUUUCGUUUGAAACCACACCUGUAU
This is a messenger RNA of Rhea pennata, 3458 nucleotides long. It is a transcript of the gene FOXL1, whose product is annotated as forkhead box L1. The record is from RefSeq and is a predicted model, not a curated record. Gene Ontology annotation, molecular function: RNA polymerase II cis-regulatory region sequence-specific DNA binding; DNA-binding transcription factor activity, RNA polymerase II-specific. NCBI's taxonomy places the organism in Eukaryota, Metazoa, Chordata, Aves, Rheiformes, Rheidae. Gene Ontology annotation, biological process: anatomical structure morphogenesis; cell differentiation; regulation of transcription by RNA polymerase II. Bases 1360 to 2376 code for a protein of 338 amino acids. The transcript has 2 exons.